AUGACGGUAGAUGUGCUCGCUUCGGCAGAUGCGGAUCUUCGCUUCCAGAUGGAGGAAGCAGGCGUCAGCGCGGACGUGCAGAAGGCAAUCUAUGCAGAAGGCUUCACUUCCGUGCGCGUCUUCGCUGGAUUGGAAGAGACCCGCGAGGGUGUGCGGGCGGCGCUGAAGUCCUCCUUCAAGCUCGACAGCAACGAGAGCCCUGCCAUGCGCAAGGAGAUCGCUCUCUUGCUGGCUGUUUGGGAAGGGGCUCGCUCUCUGCUGACGUACCAGGCAAAGAACAAAGAAGAGGCAAAACAAGGGACACAAAAUCGGCUCAUGCAGUCCUCCGAAUACGGUGCGAUGCGCACCAGGGUCGAGCAAGUCUUGAGUCGUACUCUCAAGGAUCGCGAGGCUCCGAGCAAGGCCUUGGUUGCCUCCAAGCUCGAGCAACUUGAGGACGGGGUUCCCAAGGCCGAAGAUCUUAGGGAUGUGACGUCUUACGAGGACGUGGAGGGGGAGGCCUACAGCGCCAUUAUCGACCCUGCCACAGCCAUGCUGCGCAUCAAGCCUGGUCGCGCGUCUACAAUACCCCCAGGGUCACCAGAAGAGCUUCGUCUUCGCCAUCGUCGCAUCGGCUUGGCGUGGGAUUUCGUGAAGACGCGGCAUUCCACCCGAGCUUGGGUUCCUGACAAUUGUGUGGAUUGCUUCCGUGUGCUAUCGGACCAUGUUUUAGGCUCGGCAGUAGCCGGACUUCGGAGUGCUUCAGGCCAAGGCCCCACCUGGUCCUUGGUGUUGAGCUAUGAGCAAGAGCUUCGCAAAGCCGCGUAUCGCUACAUUCGCGACGGUCAGUGCAAAGACUUGCGUGCUGCUCUUGAGAAGGCGUGUGAUGCCCCGGAGGUUUUGACCACACACUUUAUCGUCCCGUUCACCUUGGGCAAGGCCGAGGAUCCUGUGGAUAUGCCCGACUUGACAAAGGUGCCUUGGCUGCAUCAUGGGAAAGGUGGCAAGGGCAAAGGCGGCGGCAAAGCUCCGGAUUGGGGGCGGCAAUGGGGGAAGUCUAACAAGACUCCUGAUGGCAGGGCUCUAUGCUUCAAGUUCAACAAAGAAUCGGGGGGGUCGGUUGCGCAGCGUGCAGUUGCUGAUCCUGGCAAGCGAAAGUCUGUGGCCACUGCAGAUGAGGCCGCGUCUGGUGAUGAAGAGGAACUUUGGAACAAUAUCUUUCCCAGCCGUGCUUACUCUGGCCUAGAGUAUGAAGAAGGAGGCGACGGUAUUCGCAUCGCUGGUUUGCGAGGGACAGGGCCACCGCUGUACUGUCGUAUGGGUGGUGCACGGAAGCCUUUCACCGAUGGUUGCGGUCUGUGCUCCCCUGGUCGAUGGCCUCCCUCUGCCAGGCAGGAUGCUUACGAGAAUGUGAAGUUGUCCUUCCAUCAGCGCCUUGCGACAAAGCUGCAUAACUUUGUGGGCGCAAAGCUCAAUGUGCGUGACUUAGCGUUUAAGCUUGCUGCAGGUGUUGUCAAGGAGGCCCCCUUCAGUGACGAAAUGCUGGAGGAAGGCAGAAGCAUCAUCUGGAAGGAGCUUCGUGAUGCGGGAUGCCAGCUACCUGUAGAGGAGAAGAGCCCUGGUCAGCCCUUCUACCUCGCGGCCAUCGAGGAACUGCUACGGCUGGCUGGGGAUCCAGAUUCUGCUGCGUUUUACACAAGUCAAGACUCCUUUGCGAAAGGAGUGCGCCUAGGUGUCGGUGUGGAGCUGCCACGCGUGCCUGCUGUUUUCACUGCCAAGGAUCGAUGGAGGACCUACCCAGAUGGUCCUGACGGGACGGUGCUUCGGGACAACUAUGUAUCCGCUAAAGAACAUGCAGCAGAAGUGCAAAAACAGUUUGAGAUCGAAGCGGAGCUUGGUGCCAUGUACGAGACGGACUUGGAGGCUGCGUGCAGGGAGCUCGGCGAAGUGUCAGUCGCCUCGCUUGGAGCCAUCGAGAAGAAAGAUGGAUCCUACAGGGUGACCCAUGACGCAACGCACGGCCUGUCUGUCAACAGUGUGAUAAAGGUUCGGGAUCAGAUGCGCUGCCCUGGGGCCGGAGACCUUCGGCGAGCUUUGCAGACUUUGCCUACAGCGUUCUUCGCCCUCUCAGGGGAUGUGGCGCGUGCCCAUCGCCUCGUAAAGAUUGCAAAGCGUGACUGGAAGCAUCUUUGCUGUCGCACUGGCACCAAGAGAGAUGACGUAAUAUGGGUGAACUGCGUGGGUACCUUUGGUGUCUCGUCAGCUGCGUACCACUGGUGUCGUCUGAUGUCAGGACUUGGGCGCUCUGCGUUCUUCUUGUUCGGCAAGUUCGGCUGGAUGCAACUUGUUUACGUCGACGAUCUUCUCUGGCUCGUCGGCGACAAAGGCGGCAUUGAAAAGCUGAUCACAGUGAUCUUUUACUACUCAGCACUGGGGUUGCCGUUUGCUUGGAAGAAGUUUUCGGGUGGCCUCGUGUGCAAGUGGGUCGGUUUCGAGUUGACACUGGCUGAGAGAGCCUUAGGACUCACUGAGGGAAGGGCAAAAUGGAUAAUCUCCUGGGUGUCGCAUACUGUGGAUGCUGGUGCAGUUCGAAUGGCAGAUUUUCGCGCAGUGCUCGGCAGGCUUUCGUUUGCGUUCACUGUACUUCCCAACUUCCGACCGCUCUUGGGACCGCUGUAUGCCUGGAGUGCAGCGAUGGGAUCCUUCCACAGUCUUCCCUUGCCAAAGCUGGUGGUCGUGCUCUUGAACUUCUUGAAGGCUUCGCUAGAAAGACUUGGGAGAAAUGCGGCAGUCGCCGACCACUGUGAUGCAGAAAGAGAGCUCUUUCGGACGGAUGCCCGGGCCGAAGGCGACGAGGUGUGGAUCGGGGGCUUCGCGUUAGACAAUGGCACGUUGUCAGAGUGCCGCUGGUUUGCAGAGCGCAUCUCGCACAACACAGGCAAAUGGCUCUUUCUGGCCGGAGAGUCCUAUCGUGCCAUUGCAUCUUUGGAGCUUCUCGCGACCUUGACAGCAGUAGUACUCUUUGGCGUUCCAGGGGGUCAACAUCUUGGCUGUGCUUGCUCAGCUAGCACCGACAAUCGCGGCAACGCCUUUGCCGUCUCAAAGUUGAUGACGACGAAAUUUCCCCUAUGUGCCUUUUUAUUGGAACUCGCCAUGCAGCUUCAGAUGAAGUCGUCAGAGCUGCAGUUGAGAUGGCUUCCCAGGCUCCAGAAUGUCGAAGCAGACCGGCUCACUAAUGGUGAUUUCACCGGCUUCAGCGAUCAUAAGCGGUUGCGGUUUUCGGUGGAUGAGUUUCGUGGCAUUUUGCUUUCGGACAUGCUUGACUUGGGCUCCGAUCUCUAUGGCUCGAUCAGGGAGGCCAAGACGAAGGGCAAGCUGCGGAUUCCUAAGACGCGCAGAGAAGACACGCUCAAAUGCAGAGAUCCUUGGAUGUAG
Messenger RNA from Symbiodinium natans, 3414 nucleotides. The record is from the annotation of a GenBank genome assembly. Lineage: Eukaryota; Dinophyceae; Suessiales; Symbiodiniaceae.